This is a messenger RNA of Triticum aestivum (bread wheat), 1542 nucleotides long. RefSeq names its product 4-hydroxybenzoate polyprenyltransferase, mitochondrial. The record is from RefSeq and is a predicted model, not a curated record. Bases 716 to 1237 code for a protein of 173 amino acids. Gene Ontology annotation, molecular function: transferase activity, transferring alkyl or aryl (other than methyl) groups. The transcript has 9 exons. Gene Ontology annotation, biological process: ubiquinone biosynthetic process. Gene Ontology annotation, cellular component: mitochondrial inner membrane. NCBI's taxonomy places the organism in Eukaryota, Viridiplantae, Streptophyta, Magnoliopsida, Poales, Poaceae.
CCGCACCAAACCCUACCCAGAUCAACUCACUCACCUCUCCUCCCUUCCUUCCGCCCGCCGCCUCCCUCUCUCUCCCCGGUGCAGAUCAACGCCGCCACCCCUCUCUAACCCUAGCUUCUCGUCGCUGGCGGCGCCGCCCUCCCUCCCUCGCCCUCUCCUCCUUCCCUCAUCACGGCUGCCUCCACCACGCCACAAACCCCGGCGACGGCCUCAUGUAGAUCCCAUCCUGCUCCGCGUCGCCGCUCUCCCGGCCAUCUCUUCGUUCCCCCACAGCCACACCUCAUCCUCCCCCCCUCCCCCGGUCCCGUCCCCAGCCCCGCCGCCCGGCGCCACCUCAUCACCUUAAGCCGCCGCAGCCCAUGCUUUCACCCGUCCUCCGCCUCCGCGGCAGCCUCCUCGUUCUACAUCGACCGGAUCCUGCUGCCCAGUAGCUUCUCGCAUCCGCUCUCGACCUCCUCCCGGGACAAGGACAAGGAGGAGAGCCUCCCGCCCGCGCCGCCGGCGUCGUGGGUGUAGAGGUGGCUCCCGGCCGGUGGGGCGGGGAAUUUCAUCAGUGUGUUUGAGGCCGAGCUCGCCGACACCGUCCCGGUGGUCAAGGCAUUCAUCGGCGGCAUGAGGAUCCUCGGGACAUUGUGCGUGGGCAACAAGAACGGCCUUCUUCUACCACACACCACCAACGACCAAGAGCUCCAGCACCUCAAGAAUAGACUGCCUGAUGAGGUGGUCGUCCAGUGUGUCGACGAGCGGCUCUCCGCCCUCGGCAACUGCGUCGUGGGUGGAGAGGUGGUCGAUCACAAUAGCGGCGAUGCCGGGGGAGCUCCCUGACUUGAAAAUGCUGGCGCUCUUCGGAUGCAGAGCUGUCCUCCUCAGGGGGGCUGGUUACACGGUGAAUGAUCUUCUCGACCGCGACAUUGAUAACAAGGAGCUGGAGGAAAAGAGGAAGGAGAAGGCCAAGAUCUCCUCCGACAGGAGAAAGCAACUGGCGAAGCUCCGCAUCAAGGCCGAGAAGGCAGCCGAAGAGAAGGUUCUGAGGCUGCAGCCUGGGCACAGGUACUGCCUCCUCGGCCAGCUCUCCAAGGAGGUCGGAUGGAACUACGCUCAUACCAUAAGAUCUGUAGAAGCUGCCGCCGCCGCCGCUGCCGCUGCCGCUGUUGCAGGUGGAACAGGAAGAAGCCCUCAUGGCUGCCGCACAUCCGAAGUGGCGAGCGCCACCCCAUUUUUUUGGGCUGCGACUUGAUGGUCAUGCUGCUGUUUUGCUCUGCUUGAUAAUUCCAAUCAGAUCAUUGUCAACACUAUCAUCAUCAGGAUCUAAUGUUGUUGAGGAUGCUGGUGCUAUGACAGAAGAUCAAGGAAGCCUCGAGAUCCGCACCACAGUUUUAGUUGAUGUUGCUAGUUUGCCACCAUGUUUUGAAUAUUUGAUGUUGUUGAUGUUGCUAGUUUGCCACCGUGCAUAUGCUAUUGGACAUGCAAACAUGUAUGUGAUGUUGUGAAUAUUUGAGCGAAUGAUUCUGUAUUUAAUAAUUUAAUAGAGAAUUUUUUUUC